ACGGCACUUCCGACUUGAAGCGGAAGUCGCUCUUCCAUCACCGAGGUGGUACACGAGUGCAGCGCGAGUCUGGUGAGGCGUGUGAUCGAGCGUGUCUACUGUGACUGCGGUUGUCACCAGCGGGACGUCUCCAUGAAGAUGAAGAAGCUGCCUAACAUCCUGCUCACAGGAACCCCGGGUGUGGGAAAGACGACUCUGGGGAAGGAGCUGGCUGAGCGCACGGCUCUGACUUACGUGAACAUAGGUGACCUGGCCAAAGAAGGACAGCUGUAUGAUGGCUUUGACGAGGAGUACCAGUGCCCCAUCCUGGAUGAGGACAGGGUUGUGGACGAGUUGGAGGACAAAAUGGCGGAGGGUGGCGUGAUUGUGGACUACCAUGGAUGUGACCUGUUCCCUGAGCGCUGGUUCCACAUCGUCUUCGUCCUCAGCACAGAAAACGGGCAGCUGUACUCUCGGUUGGAGAGCAGGGGCUACAGUGGGAAGAAGCUGCAGGACAACGUGCAGUGUGAGAUCUUCCAGACCAUUUAUGAGGAAGCCAUGGAGGCGUACAGAGAGGAGAUCGUGCAUCAGCUGCCGAGCAACACACCGGAGGAUCUGGAGCGGAACCUGGAGCAGAUCGCCCAGUGGACAGAGCAGUGGGUGAAGGACAACAACUAGAAAGUGUUGGCACAGAGCUUCCUUUCCUCUGCAGUUAGUUUCCUCAGCACCUUUCCUGACGUCAGCCGCCGUGUGACGCUUGCAACUUUGAGGAGCUGUGGCCAAAGUUCCACAGAAGAAGGGGUCGUUUCAAAUAGAUGCUGAGUGAGUCACGCCCAGAACCAAGUCAGCCGACCCUCAGCCUGGAUCUUGACACCAGGGGACUGUUUUCAUCAUGAACAUUCUGUCACAUGACCUUCUUCCUUGAGAAACGUGCAUCACAGCGCAGCCAUGUAUGACCACAGUGUCUCUUGACAUGUUUGUAUCCAACAUGAAUAAACGAGAGAAAACAAAGAA
This is a messenger RNA of Synchiropus splendidus (mandarinfish), 993 nucleotides long. RefSeq names its product adenylate kinase 6 (gene ak6). The coding region runs from base 133 to 657 and encodes 174 amino acids. The transcript has 6 exons. Gene Ontology annotation, cellular component: nucleus; cytoplasm. The record is from RefSeq and is a predicted model, not a curated record. Gene Ontology annotation, molecular function: AMP kinase activity; ATP binding; ATP hydrolysis activity. Lineage: Eukaryota; Metazoa; Chordata; Actinopteri; Syngnathiformes; Callionymidae.